UUAAUACGAAAAAUACUGAAAACUUGAAAUGAAAAAUCAGAAUAUUUCAUCGUUUCCGCCAUUUUGGCCCGCACUGAAUCUUGUAACAUGCGGACUGAAUAAAUCGCGAAUUCUGAUUGGUCGAAAAUUGCCAAACACCCUGCGUUGUAGUUUCCUCUUUCUUGGCGGGAGAACCAUCGGCGUCGCCAGGGGUAUUUUACUGGGGCACGUGCCCCAGUAUAGAUCUGUAGUGCCCCAGUAAAAAAAAUCCAGUGACGAAACGCUCUGAAUUUUAAACUUGGGAAUAGCUGCAAUUUAAUUAAUUCAUAACGUGGGGUAGGCUAACCGAUGCGCGAAGAAGACCAUCUACAAUGCUUUUACAUUGGUAGUUUUGGCUGGCCUCGCGCACACUAAGCAAUGUGAAAAAAGUGUGCGCGUGACAUGAGUAACAUCUUGGUUGCUAUGGGGACCGCAGACUCCAGCAGCCCUCAGAUGCAAUGAAAUUCAGAGCAGGGGAAACCAUCUCUCCGUGUUUUUCAACUGUUUACAGGAAAGAUGACCACAAGAGUAUCGUUAGGGAAGAAGUACUUCAUUCUUCUAACUGGAAAGACAUUGAAGUCUGAUGAACACUUCAUAACUCGGCUCAAAAAUGAAGCAAACUGGCUGGAGAAGGUGGAGACAGUGAGUGCGUGUGAUUUCAUUCUGGCUUUCUGCCCUGUCGUUUCACAAGCUGGAACUGACAUUGAAGCAGCCGUGAAAAAGCUUCAUGAUACUUCAGCUACAAAACCUGCUGUUCUGGUGGUGCUCCAUCACACGUUUGAUCCAGAGUAUGCUGCACCAGACAGCAGCAGAGCUGUAAACACAGAGAAUAUAAUCACCUUCGACUGUCUGUUCCAUGAAGAUCAGGGAUUACUGCAGUGCAAGAAAAAUGAUGAUGUCUUUGAGUCCAUUAAAAUGCAGACAAAACCACCGAUGCAAAAAGCAUUAAUUCUCAUGAAAGAAUGGAAACCUAAAAUCAGGGGUAAUGAACAAGGACCUUCCUCUCAGAUGCAAAAAUCAGCCAUCAACUUCAAAGAAUGGGGCCGUAAAAUCAGGGGUAAUGAACAAGGACCUUCCUCUCAGCCAUGUGACCCAGGGGACAGUCAGGCCAAUCAGAAGAUACCUGAAUAUGAACAUGCUUCUGAAAAACUUGACACAGAGAUUACACAAUUGGAAACAUUUGAAAAGGAAGAAGUUGAAAAUAAAAUGGAGUCACUUCUGAAUGCAGGUUUUUCUGAGUUAAUUCUUGCAACUGAACUGAGGCUGGUGUUGUUGGGGAGGACUGGAUCUGACAAGACUGCAGCAUUGAACAUCAUCCUGGGCAGAGAGGAGAAGAACCAGGCUGCUGCAUCUCUAUCCACCCAGCAGAGUGAGAGCACACAGGGGGAGGUGGCUGGGAGGAGGGUGAAUGUGGUGGACACGCCUGACUGGUUCUCUUCUGAACUCUCUUUGGAGGAGCUGAAACAGAAUGUGGAACACUGUGUCCAUCUGUCUGCUUCAGGACCCCUCGUCUUUCUCCUGGUCAUACCUGUAAAGCAUUUGGAAGACACAGAAGUUCAUGAACAGGAAGAAGAAACAAUAUCGAAGCUGAAAUAUAUUUUUGGGAACAGAUUGUGGGGAAACAUCAUGAUCCUCUUCACUGUUCGUGAUGAACUUCAGAAGAACAACAUUGAGGAGUGUAUCCAAACAGGAAACUGGGGAUUUCACAGACUUGUAGAGAAAUGUGGGAAAAGGUCUCACUGUCUUAACAUUAUGGAGAGGGAAAAUGGUUCUCAGAUCUCAGAGCUGCUGGAGAAGAUAGAGAAGAUUGUGGAAGGAAACAAAAAUACAAGUGAGAUUUGUCAGAUGAUUAGAAAAAUGCAGAGCGAAAGAGAGGCGAAGGUUGCAGCGAUCAGAAAAGAGCAACAUGAAAUGCAAAAAAGCCUGAACACCUUUGAGCAUUAUAUUACGGAUUAUGAAGAUGAUCUAAAAACCUUACACAAAAGCGAUCUGAAAAAUAGAUAUGUGGUUCUCAAGCUGAAACAGGAGUACGAGUUAAGAAGAGAUAUUGGGCAACGUAUAAAGAAAAUGUAUGAGAAUGUUGCAGUUCUGGAAGAAAACAGACGGUUUAUGAAGGUUAUUUUGCCAGAAAACCAGCAAACUGUAUGGCUUUCACUGCCAGAUGAGCAGAACAAAAUGAUUCAACUGCAGAAUGAGCUAACUCAACUUAAAGAACUGGUUUUCAGAGUACCUACAAAAGCGUCGGAUUAAUUAAAAUAUAUAUAAUUUGUGAGGAGGAUGAAGUUCUCUUCCUUUCUGUGUCCUCCCACUGUAUAAACCCUCAGCUGUCACUGCGAGACACACACACACCCAUCAAUAAUAAGACACAGGUGUGAUAACUUUGCCACUCACCUUCCCUGGCCUCACCCUCCAUUCACAAACUGGCGCUCGACCACACCCCUGCUGCUACAUACUGUAAGUCUGUAGGUUUUGUAUCUAGUUAUAAAGCUUAGCCCUUCAUAUUGUGGCACCAACUGCCAUCUGGCGCUCCCAUAGUGCUUUGGGACGAUCAAAUCUUACACUAUGUGGGUGAUAACAUCAGAAGCCCACAUCGGGUUCCACUUCUAUCAGCUGUGAACAGAAAGCUGAGGCUGCAAUGGGCACAGGCUCACCAAAAAUGGACAGCUGAAGACUGGAAAAAAUGUAGCCUGGUCUGAUGAAUCUCGAUUUCUGAUGAGGCAGACAGAUGGUAGGCUCAGAAUUUGGUGCCAACAGUUUCAAUCCAUAGAUCCAAAAGCACUGAGUUAACAGUACAGGCUGGUGGAGGUGGUGUCAUGAUGUGGGGAAUAUUUUCUUGGCACACUUUGGGCUUGUUAAUGCCGAUCGAUCGAAUGCCCCAGUCUGUGAGUAUUGUUGCUGACCAUGUGCAUCCCCUCAUGACCACAAUUUGAAAUUAACUGGAGGGGCAGACCCAUAGUUGCCAGUAUUGAGUCCCUACUUGAGCCAUUAUCGAACUUUGUGGAUUAUUUUAUCAAACCCUUUGUACAAAAGCUACCGUACCUGCUUAUGUACAAGAUUCUACUGAUGUCAUAAAUAAAAUAUCUGAACUUCAAGAUCUCCCUACUGAUACCAUCCUUGCCACCUUUGAUGUAGAACGUCUCUACACGAACAUUUCUCACGAACGAGGUAUUAUAGCACUUGAAUAUUAUCUGCAGAACCGCUCAGAGGAUGAGAACCCCCCAAAUACCUUCAUCUGUGAUCUGGCAUCAUCUAUCCUCAGACUAAAUUUCUUUUCCUUACACCAGGGAGAGUAUUACCUCCAAGUUAAAGGCACAAGUAUGGGGAGUAAUUGUGCCCCCAGCUAUGCUAAUUUGUAUGUGGGAUUUUUUGAACAACAGUUUAUUUUCAAUGAGGACAGAAAUCCGUUUUACAGUAACAUCAUCAGAUAUUUUAGAUAUUUAGAUGAUGUUCUUUGUGUUUUUAAAGGGUCUCAAAAUGAGCUGAAUGAAUUUACCACACACUUGAACAAAAUGAGCCCUGACCUGAAAUUCACUGUGGAGUCUGACCCUAAACGGGUGCAUUUUUUAGAUAUGUGGAUCAGACUUGAAGAUGGGAAACUGACCACAACCCUCUACCGAAAGGAAAUGGACCGCAACUCUUUCCUGUUGGCAAGCAGCUCACAUCCUAGUGCCCUAAAAAAUGGACUGCCCAAGAGUCAGUUCUACAGACUCAGACGGAUCUGUCACUCCACUGAAGAAUAUGAGGAGAAUGCAUUAGAAAUGAAACAAAGAUUUUUGGCUAGGGGUUAUUCCAUGAAGACUGUUGAGGAGGCAUACAACAUUGCCCUGUGACCACGCCAAGGCCAUAUCUUCUGAAAAAAAGUGUUAAAAAAGAUAAAAAGUUUUCAGUUUCUUGCAUUACUACUUUUACUCCUAAAUCCUACAUAAUUAAAAACACAGUCAUGAAAUAUUGGCAUUUAAUAUGUGACGAUCCUUCACUCCAGGGUAAAUUUAAGGACCCCCCGUUGUUUGUCUCCAGACGGGGUCCCAACCUCAGGAAUAAGCUUGUCAAAGCAUGUAUAAGAUCUGCUCCUGCUCAAACACUCUUAGCACCCCUGAGGGAUGGUAACUACCCCUGUGGCAACUGUUCCCAAUGUAACAGUACAUAUAAGACUCAUACUUUUAAACACCCCAGGUCUGGUAAAAGUUACAAUGUGAAGGGUUUUAUUACAUGCAAUAUAAAGAAUGUUGUUUAUUUGUUAAGAUGUCCCUGUGAUAAGGUCUAUGUGGGAAAAACUACACGUAGCUUAAAACAAAGGAUCAGCGAACAUAAGAGUUCGAUUAGAUGGGCUGAUCUUAAUUACCCUGUGGCUUGUCACUUUGUAGAGUGUGCCCACCCUGUUUCUUCCCUACGGUUUCAGGGAAUUGAGCAAGUUAAAUUGUUAAGGGGUGGGAACAUUGAUAAAGUGCUAUGUCAAAGGGAAUUGUUUUGGAUCCAUACAUUAGAUGCCCUACAACCCAAAGGGUUAAAUGUAGACUUUGACAUGAGUGUUAUGUUAUGAUUGGAGGUAUACCAUUUGUUAAGUCUUGAAACUGCAGUUUAUGAAGUUCUUGCUGAUGUUUAUGCAGUUAUCUUGAACUUACACUUGCUUAUAUGUGUGUGUGUGUACUCAAGUUUGUAUGUAAAAAGAUGUAUGCUUUUGUGGUGGGUAAUUUUAUUGGUGCAUUUGGGGUCAAUUUAAUGCCAGCUACCUUGGGUAGAGGAAAUAUGAAACCAGGAAGAACAGAAAAACUACAACUCCCACACUUGGACUACAACUCAUCUGUGCAGGUGUGACUGAGCACCUUAAUGAAUCUUAAUUGAUUAGUUUGUUGUAUGCUCCAUCUGUUUGUGCCCUGAGGAAGGUCUCUGACCGAAAGCUUGGCAAUUAAAUGA
This is a messenger RNA of Neoarius graeffei (lesser salmon catfish), 4932 nucleotides long. RefSeq lists its product as uncharacterized. The record is from RefSeq and is a predicted model, not a curated record. The transcript has 10 exons. Gene Ontology annotation, molecular function: GTP binding. The coding region runs from base 535 to 2268 and encodes 577 amino acids. NCBI's taxonomy places the organism in Eukaryota, Metazoa, Chordata, Actinopteri, Siluriformes, Ariidae.